AUGUGCUCGGGGGAUUCUCGUGCUCGACCUCAGCUGACAGAGGCCCUGACAGAGGCCCCGACAGAGGCCCCGACAGAGGCCCCGACAGAGGCCCCGACAGAGGCCCCGACAGAGGCCCCGACAGAGGCCCCGACAGAGGCCCCGACAGAGGCCCCGACAGAGGCCCCGACAGAGGCCCCGACAGAGGCCCCGACAGAGGCCCUGACAGAGGCCCCGACAGAGGCCCCGACAGAGGCCCCGACAGAGGCCCUGACAGAGGCCCCGACAGAGGCCCCGACAGAGGCCCCGACAGAGGCCCCGACAGAGGCCCCGACAGAGGCCCCGACAGAGGCCCCGACAGAGGCCCCGACAGAGGCCCUGACAGAGGCCCUGACAGAGGCCCCGACAGAGGCCCCGACAGAGGCCCCGACAGAGGCCCCGACAGAGGCCCCGACAGAGGCCCCGACAGAGGCCCUGACAGAGGCCCUGACAGAGGCCCCGACAGAGGCCCUGACAGAGGCCCUCGCUCUAAUGCUGUGUUCAGACCGGAUCAUGCUGCGUCGGCUUUCAAUGCAAAGUCAAUGGUGA
Messenger RNA from Knipowitschia caucasica, 567 nucleotides. The record is from the annotation of a GenBank genome assembly. NCBI's taxonomy places the organism in Eukaryota, Metazoa, Chordata, Actinopteri, Gobiiformes, Gobiidae.